GUUGGUUUGUGCGGACUGGAGCAGUGAGCGGGUCCUGGAUGCGGCGCAGGCAGACACCGCGCCGCCCGCCAUCUUUGUGGUUCCUCCUGAAGCCCAUCCCCCUGGUUCAUCUUCACCGGGAAAUAAAGUCCCGCUGCCAUUCGGCUCGGUGAGGAGGCGCCAGGCUGGCUUCACGCUCAAACAUGGCCUCACCAAGGACGAUAACCAUCGUGGCUCUGUCUUUCGCCCUGGGUCUCUUCUUCGUCUUCAUGGGGACCAUCAAGCUGACGCCGCGGCUGAGCAAAGACGCCUACAGUGAAAUGAAAAGAGCCUAUAAGAGCUAUGCCAAGGCACUGCCAGGCCUGAAAAAGAUCGGGAUCAGCUCCGUCCUGCUACGCAAGAUCAUCGGCUCUCUGGAGGUCGGCUGCGGCGUGGUGCUCACCCUCGUGCCGGGCAGGCCAAAGGACGUGGCCAACUUUUUGCUCUUGCUAGUCAUGCUGGCUGUGCUGUUUUUCCACCAGCUAGUAGGAGACCCCCUGAAACGUUACGCCCACGCUCUAGUCUUUGGCAUUCUGCUCACCUGCCGACUACUCAUCGCCCGCCAGAGCGAUGACCGGCCGGAGAGAGAGGACAGCAGAGAGGAGCAGCACAUCAACGAUCAGGAAAAGAACAAGGUCAAACAGUCCUAAAGAUCUUCCUCUUUGGAUGAAGCCACAGCAAAAGAAAGCCAGGUGCGCCUCAAUGGAUUGUUGUAAUUCAUAUCUUGAAGAAAACAGUCACUCCCAGUAAUAAAAGCCCUCACACUCAUCCUCUGUACCAUCCAGCUGGCUGACUGAUUACUCUGACCUACUCUUCUGAAAUCUUACUGUGAAAUAGAGAACUCCUGACCUGUACAUCCUCUGCAUAACCACGGACUGGAAACGGACGAGAUCAGCUCAUCGUCACACUAGUUGAUCUAGUUUUCCUAUUUAUUCCUGUCUUACACUGUGUUAAAUGUUUGUGUUUGAGAAAUGUGAAUUUCUCUUAUGUUGGAAGUUGAUUGAGAAUGCUGUUGUUGUUUUUUUUUGAACAAGAAGAAUCUUUGAUGCUUGUUUUUUUUAUUUUUGAUUUUUUUACUGUAGGUAGGAGAAAACUGAAAAUCAUUUUAAAGCAUGUUAAAAUUCAUCAGGAAAAUCCAACUGAAACCAAAAUAAGCACUACUGAGUGGAUGUGAAUAAGUCCUUCAUCAACCUCUAUUGCAGACCCUUGACUUAUUUUGGUGCAGCGUUACUAGAAGGCUAUUUUAAAAGAGAAACCUGUCUAAAUUCUCCUUCCAUCCUUUCCCCCCAGUAGAUUUUUGCAGAAGUACGCAUGACAUCCUUUCUCCAAUCCUUUUUUCCCCAAAGUAAAACCAGAUGAAUAUUGUCUUCCCCUUUUCAGUUGUCACAGUAGAGCUACUUAGGUGAAAAGGACGACGUUUGACUCAGGUGUCUGCUGCCAGCUCGUACAGCGACACAUUCAAAGCGGUUCAGUAUUUUUGCCUGUCAAACUGAGAAAUUUUACAAUUUGUAAUUCACAAGUUAGGUUUUAAAUUUCCACUUGUGGGUUUGGUUUUAAUUUGUCUUUAUAAAAAUGAUUAAAAAAAGCAUUCCUAUUGCAGUUUUGAAUGCUGUCAAUUUUGCGAUUCACAAUAUUUCUGUAAAUGAUAUACUUCAAUAAAGAAUUGGAGGUGAGACUGA
Molecule: messenger RNA, 1697 nt
Organism: Salarias fasciatus (jewelled blenny)
Lineage: Eukaryota; Metazoa; Chordata; Actinopteri; Blenniiformes; Blenniidae
Gene: tmem35
Product: transmembrane protein 35
Exons: 2
Coding region: 183-668 (161 amino acids)
Biological process (GO): chaperone-mediated protein complex assembly; positive regulation of protein localization to cell surface
Cellular component (GO): endoplasmic reticulum
Molecular function (GO): acetylcholine receptor regulator activity
Source: RefSeq, a predicted model, not a curated record